AUGGAAAUCUGACCGGUGGCUUAAAAGCCAUUUACAAACCUCAUCAACCACAUUAAUAUAACUGUCAACAUUAGAUGAAUAUAACACUACCUAAUCCCUGUAUUGAUAGAAAUUUAAUUUAAAAUGGUCUCUAACUUUCUAGAUUGCUUCCUGUCAAUCGUCAUUGCUUGUUUUCGGGAACCAAGUAAUAUUUAUAAUGAUAGUGAGAAAAGGAAUGAAAUGACUUCACCAUUUGAAUAACUUCUUACUUGCACCUAUAAAACCAGCAAGUCUCAACAAUAUGUCCAAACUAAUCCUAGAACCGUACUCAACGUACUUCUCUCUCCACAAACCCACCACUUUUUCGUCUCCAAUUUAGACAUUCUUUGUUUCUUACGAUAAUGGGUAGAUCCCCUUGUUGUGAUGAUCAGAGUGGUUUGAAGAAAGGUCCAUGGACAACCGAAGAAGAUCAGAAGUUGGUUGAUUACAUUAACACAAAUGGCCAUGGAAGCUGGAGAGCUCUCCCCAAGCUUGCAGGCCUCAACAGGUGUGGCAAGAGUUGCAGGUUAAGGUGGACUAAUUACCUGAGGCCUGAUAUCAAGAGAGGUAAAUUCUCCGAAGAAGAGGAAAGAGUUAUCAUCAACCUUCAUGCAGUUGUUGGGAACAAGUGGUCUAAGAUUGCUACUCAUCUUCCGGGGCGAACUGAUAAUGAAAUCAAGAACUUUUGGAACACUCACCUGAGAAAGAAGCUGCUACAAAUGGGACUUGAUCCAAACACCCACAAGCCAAGGACAGACCUCAGUCACCUUCUGAAUCUUUCGCAGUUGCUUAGCACGGCGAACGUUGGCAACAUGAUGACUAGUACUCCUUGGGACAAUGCACUAAGGCUACAAGCAAGUGCUGCACAGCUAGCAAAAAUGCAAUUACUGCAAAAUUUAUACAUGCAGGUUAUAAAUUCGUCAGUUGCACCUGAUAUAGACAACAAGACUAGUACUGGUCUUUUUGGUUCUCAGAAUAUUAACCUCUUUGGAGGGAACUUCAGCGGAGCAAGCACUAUGGUAAGAGGUCAAGAAUGGAAUCCUGAUAGCAUCCCUGGAGCACCUAAUGAGUUAAACACUAUUUCCAACUCACUGGAAGGGUUUGAAGGACUGAAUAGCAAUAUUAACACCAACUUGAUGAGCAGCUGCUAUGAUAUCCAGAGCUUUAAGAACCAAUUUUCUGAAUUAGUUUCAGCAUCAUCUCCUGGGAGUUCCACUACCAAUAACCAAAUCGAAAGCACGAGUACAGGUGAUAUUCCAGCUGCAGGUCAGUCAUCACCCACCUCCAUCUUUGAGGCUUGGGAGAAACUCAUGGAUGAUGAUACGAGUGAAUCCUACUGGAAAGAUAUUCUGCAAUCAAUGUCAUAAUCUCAUCAAAUCUAGCUCCUAGAAGAUAGGCCGUAUUAAUUUGAAGAACUUCCCAACUUCAUACAGAAAAAUACUGCAUUCGUUAUUCAUUAAUAAAGAUUUGUUUUUUUUUUUUUUCCUGUAAAAAAGUUCUUUGUUUGAUGCAGCUGUGUGAAAAGAUAUAUACCUCCACAUUCUUGUAAUUAAACUUUAUAUUUACAGAAGGCUUUACUUAUAUUGUACUUCCAGAGACUUGU
Rosa rugosa (rugosa rose) is the source of this 1621-nucleotide messenger RNA. RefSeq names its product transcription factor MYB39-like. Bases 381 to 1385 code for a protein of 334 amino acids. The transcript has 3 exons. Lineage: Eukaryota; Viridiplantae; Streptophyta; Magnoliopsida; Rosales; Rosaceae. The record is from RefSeq and is a predicted model, not a curated record.